Messenger RNA from Cordyceps militaris CM01, 1290 nucleotides. Its product is annotated as transcriptional regulator. The coding region runs from base 1 to 1290 and encodes 429 amino acids. Gene Ontology annotation, biological process: negative regulation of rDNA heterochromatin formation; negative regulation of silent mating-type cassette heterochromatin formation. NCBI's taxonomy places the organism in Eukaryota, Fungi, Ascomycota, Sordariomycetes, Hypocreales, Cordycipitaceae. The transcript is spliced from 3 exons. Gene Ontology annotation, cellular component: Rpd3L-Expanded complex; Rpd3L complex. The record is from RefSeq and is a predicted model, not a curated record.
AUGGCGCCUCCGUCCCCGAGACGUUCCUCUCGAGCCCGCGCUGCCCACCCCCAGUCACAACAAUCGUCUUCCGGCGUCUCCAGUCGUUCCGAGAGAAAUACGCGAUCCAUUCAUCGACCCUCAUCGGACAAGUCUACCCCGAGCGCCUCCUUGUCCUCGGAGCCAUUAGAAGAUUCUGAGGACGGGCCGAUGCCUCGCCGACGACGACGCGGACUCGAUGACGAUCCAGACAAGAUGCUACAGAGCGAUAUACUAGAUAGAAUGACCAACGCGAGCGAUGACAUGCAGGACGAGGAAGAUGAGGCUGUCCGAUGCAUCUGUGGCUCGGAGGACUAUCCAGGGCGCCCGCUCGUCGACGGCCCCGACGCAGAAAUAUUCGCAUCAGUAGACCUUACUGCAGAGGAUGUCACUGGAUUCUUUGUUCAAUGCGACAUUUGCAAAGUUUGGCAGCAUGGUGCCUGUGUGGGAAUAUUCAGUGCGGAGAGCUCGCCCGAUGAAUACUUUUGUGAGCAAUGCCGACAGGAUUUUCAUCAGAUUACCGUGGCAAACAAUGGACCCAUCAAGGAGAAGUCAGAAAAGGACGAGCGAGAACGCCAAAGGCAGGAAUCUGCAAAUAAACGAAAGAAUCGCGCUGAGCGACGCCGUGCCGAGGACUCGGACGUCUCAGAAGAAAUGCCCAUAGCUACGACCAAAUUAGAAGCGCCUAAGGCCAGCGAACCUUCGUCAGCUUCUGAACCAACCCCGACCGUCGCUAAUGCGCCCGGAACACCGCCACCAACAAGUGUCCUGAUUGGUAGUUCGCAUAAAAGACCAGCAAAGUUCAAUCAAAAACGAAUCAGAGGCAAAAAUCAGUAUACGAAAGACCGUGACGAGAACGAGGAGUCACCUGCUCGCUCGGUAUCACGGGAUAUUCAGCGGACUGUGGAAGAGUCGCAACCCAAAUCCCCAUCGAGCGACACACGACAAGGCUCCAAAGCUAAAGCCACCGCUACCAGUAAAAUGACGAUGUUGGACAUGAAAAGACGUGUUGCUGCGAUUAUGGAGUUUAUAUCGCGUACACAGCUUGAUUUGGCGGCGGAGGCAGCUUAUCAAAUGAGCUCCAGUUCUGGGGAGGCCACCCCACACAAUAUCCCGACAGACGACGAAAGCAAUGCCAAAAAGCACGCUGGCGUCUUGGGUGAAACAGCAGAGGGAUCUGUCACUGAAAAGGAAUUUCGAAAUUUGACAUGCGUGGAAAUGAUGGAUGUCUUGACUCGGGACAUGGUCAAAUGGCAAAACCACUAUACAUAG